Cuscuta epithymum is the source of this 1817-nucleotide messenger RNA. NCBI's taxonomy places the organism in Eukaryota, Viridiplantae, Streptophyta, Magnoliopsida, Solanales, Convolvulaceae. The record is from the annotation of a GenBank genome assembly.
AAAAAAAACACUCCCUCCAAAUCAUUAUCCCACUAAAAUACAACCAUAUCUCAUGUGCCCAUGCUUUCCACUACGUCCUAAAAUUUUGCCCCAACAAUUCUAUACCCUACCGCCAAACAAAGAAAAACAGAGUUGUGCGCCGCUUUGAAGAACCUACGUGCUAAAUUAAAGACGGUGAAAUUAUAUUCCGCCGAUAGCCGAACGCUUUGAAGAGCUGCUGCAGGGUUGUGCGCCGGCCGCCUGGGCAUUCGUGGGAGUUAUGACGUCGUGACUAAGUGAAGGACAUGCGGACACGUGGUGGACGUGCUUUGUAUGCACCAAAUCGACAUGCCUCUCAAUCUAAAGGAAGGAAUAACUUACCAUCACCCUCAUCAAAUGGUGGGCGUGCUUUGUAUGCACCAAAUCGAAAUACCUCUCAAUCUAGGGGAAGGAAUAACUUAUCAUCACCCUCAUCAGAUAGUGCUCUCAAUGGAUCUCACCACUCAAGUGGGGAGGAAAGUACAACACAAGUUCCAAGUACUCCUACAUCACCUUGCGAAUCAAAUGGACAACAGUCUGCCAAAACAAAUCUCUUGCCUUUCUCAUUAUCUGACAUGCACAGUCGAAAGACUCAUAGCGAAAUCAAGCAAAUCAUGAGAUCUAGUUUUAAUGGACCAUGGAGGUCUUACCGAAAAGUGCCUAUAGCCGAAAGAGAUCAUUGGUUUGAUGAAUUCAGGGUGUCUCAUCUAUUUCCCGACUCAGCAAAAAAACAGUUCAGAGAAUACUUUGACAAGUAUGGUAGUCAAGGCCUUAAGAAGAUGUUACAAGAUGCAAGAGAUGCUAGUAAAUGCCCAGAAUACAUUGCUGAGAACGAUUGGAAAGAUCUUCAAACAUAUUGGGCUUCUCCGGAGUUCAAGAAACUUAGUGCUAAAGGGAAAAAAGCUCGAUCUUCUGAAUUGUGCAGAAACAAUCCAUACUGUGGAGGAUCAAUCACUACCUAUGAUCAUAAGAAGAAAUUGAGAAAAAUACUUGGUAGGAAGAUUCUCAUGAGGGAGCUGUAUGCUGUGACAUGGAAGAAGAAGAAAACCCGUGAGUGGAGUGGCCCGAGGCUAAAGAUGUGCUAUGAAAAUUUUAUAGCUGCAAGACAAAAAGUAAGGGAGCAAGUGAGUGAUCAUUCACAGCCCAUAAAUGAAGAUGAAAUCUUUCUAGAGGAAUUUGGGUCUGCCACAUGUGGUAAGAUAUUCGGCCUAGGGAGUCUAUCAAAAGAUGUUCAAAAUAAACGUGGCAACACUACUACUCCAAUGCAUUCUGAAGAUCUACAAGAGCUAGUUGAUCAACGUGUCAAAGCUGCACUCACUACUAAUAUUCAAGAGUUACUAAAAGGCCAAGUUCAAACCGCAGUACAAGCUACCAUUGAAGAAGUCGAUAGGAGAUGGGUUGCUCGUUUUGUCGAAUAUCGUAACUCUUUGAACUUAUAUAGUCCCGGGUUUCCUAUGGCAAAUCAAGUUGCUCUGACACAAACUCUAGCUCCGAAUACUUCCACAACUCCAUUCCAACAAUUUCCAUUCUCACAAAUGACAUCACAAGGCCAACCCUUCACAAACGGCGCUAUGAGUUUUACUGAUAUGAUGAAUUUUGGCUCGUCCUUGAAUACACCUUUUGGAAAUUAAUUUUUAGCACUUGUAUUUCUCUAGGAUGUGUUGUCUUUGAAUUUCUUGGUUUUUGCACGUAGACAUUGUCUUUAAUUCGUGUAUCUCUACAUGUUAAACGAUUAAUUGUUUUUAGUAUAUGUUUAAUUUGAAUCUACAUGUUCGCCAUAUUAUAUUAAUUUAUAUUUA